UUCAGUGCGGCGGUGGCGUAAAACUUGGGAAAAUCGCACGCCCCAACAAGCGGUGUGUGUGAAGGGUGCGAGAUCACGAUUACGAUCCAUCCCUAAUACAUAUAAAUAAUAAUAAUAAAAAAAAACAAAAAAAUUUACACCGAUGACAUUGUCUAAAAGUGCCGUUCGAUCCUUCACAAUUAUUAGUUCGUUCCCUUUUUUUUACCCCCAAAAAAAAAAAUAAUAUUUUAGUGAAAAACUAUUAAAAGUUACAUUUAAUUUUUUUUUUUCCCCCAAAAAAAAAGAAAAUUAAUAAUUAAAGAAUCGAGACUUGAAGGAGAACCAAUUCUGAAAGGAUCUUUUGUUUGAUCACCCUUCAUCAGCUGGUUAGAUUUCAAGUUUGCCGACAUGUCGGCGCUGUGGGCCAGGCUCUGCCGACGCGGGAACAUCCUGUACCUGGUCAUUUUGUUAACAGUACGAUCCUCGCAUUCUGCACCAGUAUACGAUCAAGAUACCACACAAGUAGCAGAGUACGAUGGAGGUGCAACAGGUUGUUACUAUAAUUUUCAACAUUAUCAGGAGGGCGAUCGAAUUAUAACAAACGAACCAUGUUUGAAUUGUACAUGUCACAAUCGAAUGUUGAUGUGUUACCUGAGGGUAUGUCCUUUUACAAAGGCAAUUGGUCAGGAUUGUAUAGUCGAAAAACGUCCCGAUCAAUGUUGUCCAGUGAUAACAUGUCCCGAAGUACCCGUACAACUUCUAACAUCAACAACAGACACACCUUCCGGUUCAGGUACAGAAAUUGGCUUCCCCGACAAUUAUGGUUGCAACAUUAAUAAUCGAUUUUACGCCGACGGUAUGCAACUUCCAAUUGACUAUAGUAAUCCCUGUGAACUUUGCUACUGCAUAAGAAACAAAACCACAUGCGUCAUUCAGGAAUGUACACUUCGAGUCGCUGGAUGCAAGCCAAUUUACCAGCCCGGAAUUUGUUGUCCAGUUAAAUACAAUUGCGAUUAUGACGAAAUAUCAGAAACGACAAUUGGACCAACACCUGGUCUUCUGAUGACCACAACAAUGGCACCUGGCAUUGCUAAUCGACAAUGUUCUCACGAGGGAAAAUUGUACGACGAAGGUAGUUUCAUUUCCUCGACACAUCCAUGCACGCAUUGUUACUGCUUCAGUGGCGAUAUAGCAUGUGCCGUUCAGGACUGCGGUACGCCUAUGAAGACUCAUGGAAAAAAUUGCACUGCUCUUCCACCUCCCGAGGGUGAAUGUUGCCCAACCACGUAUCAAUGCGAAAAUGACUUCCAAACCGAACCUGGAUCUGAAACAACGAUAGAAAGUGUCACUGAAGAAAAGGAUGACAAAUUCCCCGGAGCUGAUAAUGCAAUUCCUGAGGAUCAUGAAUUUAGAACAACAGUUUCGACGAUUAAGGAAGAAACACCGAAACUUGAUGAUAGAAUAGACACAGAGGCAAAAACUGAAUCCCCACAGGAAGGAACUUCACCUGAGGAAAUACAGAGGGAAACAACGGAUAGCAAACUUCCAGAAAUUUCCAAAGAUGAAAAAGAUCAAACCACCUUGACAAGUGUAACGGAAGGACAAACUGUCGAAUCGGAGAAACCAAUCGAAGAAACCUCAGAUCAGACUGAAAGUUCCCUAAUUGAAAAAUCGACUGAAGGCUUAGAACCCAAAAAGGAAUCAGAAGAACCAUUAGUACCAGAAGUACCAGAGGUUUCGGAACCAUCUUCAGAGAAGCCAACUCUUCCAACGCAAGGUCCAUCGGGAAUUCCAUUACCAGCACGAAGGCCAGAGAACAAAAAGGAUGACAAUAUUAAUCAUGUUGAAAUUGGCGAUGGUUACGGGCCAACUGGACGUCCGGAAGGACAUACCGAUAGUCAAGUGACGGAAACCAAUGAAUUUGGUCCAACUACUUUUGUACCUACAACUUAUCUACCUCCAUAUACCUCAAAAACAGACGAGACGGAUAUAACACUUGGAAUCACUGAUAAGGGUAUAACUAGCGAAAUUGACAGGACGGAAGUACCAGAAAUUGUGACAGAAGAAACAAAGCCGUCAAGUCCUCAGGAAGAUGCAACCAAGGUGGGUGGUGACAGUCCUGUGGACACGACGGAAAGUACUCAGGAAACUAAGGCAACUGAGGAAUCAGGUGUUUCGCCGAAAGAGGAAGUGGAAACACCUGUAGAGUCCAGUGAAGAGCCUAAGGAAAGUGAGCUUCCUAUGGAAACUGAGGCUCCUAAGGAGGAAACUGUGGCUCCUAAAGAGGAAACUGAGUCUCCUAAAGAGGAAACUAUGGCUCCAAAAGAGGAAACUAUGGCUCCAAAAGAGGAAAUGGCUCCCAAGGAAGAAACUGAAGCUCCUAAAGAAGAAACUGUAACUCCUAUAGAAGAAACUGAAUUCCCUAAAGAAGGAACUGAAGCCCCUAAAGAAGAAACCGAAAUCCCUAAAGAAGGAACUGAAGCCCCUAAAGAAUCUAGUGAAUCUCCAAAAGAAACGGAAACACCUAAGGAAUCUAGUGAAGCUCCAAAAGAGGAAACUGCAACGCCAGUAGAAUCCAGUGAAGCUCCGAAAGAAUCCAGCGAAACGCCUGUAGAAUCUAGUGAUGCUCCAAAAGAAACGGAAAUGCCGAUAGAAUCUAGCGAAGCUCCAAAAGAAAGCACUGAAGCGCCUUUAGAACCUAGUAAAGCUCCAAAAGACGAUACUCCAGGACCUGAAGAACCCAGUGAAAAGGAAACUGAAUCUCCGAAAGAAAGCGAAAUGCCUUCCGAAUCCAGUGACGCUCCGAAAGAAGGAACUGAAGAACCAGUAGAGUCUAGCGAAACCCCAAAAGAAACUGAAAUUCCAGUAGAAUCCAGUGAAACACCUGUAGAAUCUAGUGAAACUCCGAAAGAAGGAAGCGAAACGCCUGUAGAAUCCAGUGAAGCACCGAAAGAAACUGAAAUUCCGGUCGAAUCUAGUGAAGCACCCAAAGAAGGAACCGAAACGCCUGUGGACGCUAGUGAAGCUCCGAAAGAAGGAACCGAAACUCCUGUAGAAUCCAGUGAGACUCCUAAAGAAGGAACCGAAACGCCUGUUGAAUCUAGUGAAAGUCCGAAAGAAACUGAAAUACCGGUAGAAUCCAGUGAAGCACCUAAGGAAUCUAGUGAUGCCCCUAAAGAAGGAACCGAAGCACCUGUAGAAUCUAGUGAUGCUCCAAAAGAAACUGAAAUGCCAGUAGAAUCCAGUGAAACACCCAAGGAAUCUAGUGAAGCUCCAAAAGAGGAAACUGCAACGCCUGUAGAAUCCAGUGAAACUCCGAAAGAAUCCAGCGAAACGCCUGUAGAAUCUAGCGAUGCUCCAAAGGAAACUGAAAUGCCUAUGGAAUCCAGUGAGGCUCCAAAAACUGAAGCACCAGCGGAAUUCAAAACUCCUGAAGAUACCGAAACAUCUGUAGAGUCAAGCGAAGCUCCUAAGGAAGAGACAAGUGAUGCUCCUAAAGAAUCAAGUGAUGCUCCUAAGGAUACCGAAAUGCCUGUAGAAUCCAGUGAAGCACCUAAAGAAACCGAAAUGCCUGUAGAAUCCAGUGAAGCACCUAAAGAAACCGAAAUGCCUGUAGAAUCCAGUGAAGCACCUAAAGAAACCGAAAUGCCUGUAGAAUCCAGUGAAGCGCCUAAAGAAACCGAAACACCAAAAGAGGAAACUGAAACGCCGAUAGAAACCAGUGAAUCUCCGAAAGAGGAUACUGAAGUACCUAAAGAACCCAGUGAAGCUUCAAAAGAAACUGAAGCUCCUAAGGAUUCUAGUGAAUCUCCAAAAGAAACCGAAGCGCCUAAGGACUCCAGUGAAUCGCCGAAGGAAGAUACAGAAUCUACCGUAUCCAGUGAAGGUCCAAUUGAGGGUACUGAAGGAAUAAGUGAAGCUCCAAAAGAAGGUGAAACACCAAAAGACGGCGAAAUUCCAAAAGAAAGUGAAACACCUGUAGAAUCAACGGAGAUUUCCCAAGAACCCACGGAAAUUUCUAAAGAAUCCACUGAAACUGACAAAGAAACAACUGCAAUUUCUUCAGAAUCCUCUUCUACGGAAUCUAAUGAAAUUUCCGAAGGACCCAAAGGAUCCGAAAUUCCCGUAGAACCAACGGAAAUUCCUAAAGAAACCAAUGAAAUUCCAGUGGAAUCAACAGAUGUUUCCAAAGAAACAACCGAAGAUUCUAUAGCACCUACCGAAAUUACUAAAGACACAAGUGCUUCUAAAGAAAUCGGGGAAAUUACCAAAACCCCUGAAAUUUCAACGGAGAAAAUUACUACCGACGAAAGUUUCGAACCUACAGUUGUAAAGGAGCCUAGCGAAACUAAGGAAGGCCAAACUGAAUCAACAGAACCUGAAAAAGAAACAACUGAUGAAGACAAAAUCACCGAAUCCAUCUCAGAAAGUACGCAAACAGAAACUGGAACUAAAUCCUCUUCACUUCAACCUGAACCUGAACAAACAACCGGCAGUCAAGAACCAACAAAGACUGAAGUAACACAGGAAACUGACGCUAAAGAAACAGAAACCACAGAAAAGGAAAUUGGUGCCACCAGCGAUGAAUCAGAAUUAGAAGGUAAAACACCACCUGAAAUACCCACUAUUGAUGUCAGAAUAACCGAGAGUCCAAUUUCCGAAUCAUCUAAAUUGCCAACGGAGAGUUCAGAACCUACUAUUGAAGAAAGUGAAUCUAAAACACCAGUUGAUGAUCAAACUCAACCAUCGGAUAAGAAAGAACCCACAGAAUCACCAGAAAUUUCUAAGGAACCAGUUACGGAUGAAGAAUUUGUAACAAAAAUAAGCGUACCAUCGGACAUGAAACCGGAUUCAGCUACCUCGUCACCAGCUUCAUCUGAUGAACCAUCUUCAGCAAGUGAAGAAACUAGUCCCACCGAAGACACUUAUACUUCAAUGGGUAUUCCCGGUGAAGGUAACUGCCUCGUUGAUGGACAAUCCUAUUACAAUAAUUCCGCGAUACCUCCAGUGAAUCCUUGUCAAUUGAGCUGCAAAUGUAUCAGUAGUAUUGUUCACUGUGAUUUGGUGGAAUGUUCGCCGCCUCCGGCUCAUUUGGCUAAUUGUACACCACUUUACACCAGCACAGAAUCUUGUUGCCCUAUGUACACUUGUGACACUGAAACCUCGGCAACACUCGAGUCUGAUAAUCAAAUGGCGGGAAAAACACCGGAAUAUGAACCAACAGCGAAACCAGAGGAAUCUACAAAGGCUGAUGAAACAACAUCAGAAGUAGAAAUGACAAGUAAAACACCCGUGGAAGAAGAACACCGUGGAACCGAAUCAACUAAAAUUGAAGAAUCAACGAAAGUAACAGAGAUGGUAGAACCUUCGAUUUCAACAGAAGGAGCCGAAAGCUCCCCAACAGAGGAAACUGAAACUAAAACUGAGGGAAUAGAAACAUCUGGAACACCAAUGCAAAUGCCAAGUUCAACUGAAUCUAGUCCUGCAACGGAAAAGGGUACAGAAGUGAGUGUCUCCGAUGAAGCAACUCCAAUGGUAGAUGUAUCAGAAACACCUAAAGAGGAAUCUACCGAGAAAACUUCAGAAGGAAGUCAAACACCUGAAAUCGAAUUGAAAAUAACGGAGACACCAGCUGAGGGUACAGAAAAAACUACCUCUGAAAGUGAAACUGAAGUUCAGGAAACUGAAGCUUCAAAAGCAGAAGAAGCUGUAACUAAGGAAAGCGAAUCCAGCUCUCCAACAUCUCCAAGUGAGGAACAAACAAUUUCAACAGAGAAAUCACCAUCAUCCGAUGAGACUGCAAGCCCUGAAGGUGAAAUGCAACCAACGGAAGUUCAUGUUUCCGAAACUUCAGCAACUGAAAAGGUCGAAACUCCAAUGGAGGUAACGGAUGAUACUUCCGAUGUUACGAAAAUGGAACCCUCUGAAAGUGAAAUUACUAAAGGACCAGAGGAAGUGACAAAAGAAAGUGAAGUUACUCAAGGACCAGAAGAAGCAACAAAAGAAAGUGAAGUUACUAAAGGACCAGAAGAAGCAACAAAAGAAAGUACUGAAAGUACUACUGAAGCAGUUUCUGUAAAAGAAGAAACUACGGAAGCUGAUUUAAAGACUGAAAUCCCCGAAGGAACUAAGACUCCGGAGAAGGAAAUUGAGACGGAGAAAGAAGUUACCGAAAAAACUGAUGCAAUGGAAAUAACCGAACCUGUUGAAAAGGCAACCGAAAUGCCAGAAAAGGAACCAGAUAUUAGCGAAAUUCCAGAAAUGAUGGAUAAGGAAGUCUCCGAUAGAACUGAAAUGCCAGAAACGGAAAUCACCGAAAUGCCGACGAAGGAAAUUUCGGAUAAAACAGAAAUCCCAGAAACAGAAGCUCCCGAAGGUACUGCGAUUCCAGAAAACGAAACUCCAGAAAGUACUUCGAUUCCAGAAAAGGAAGUAACCGAGAAAGAAGUCUCCGAAACUCCAGCUAAAGAGGAACCUUCUAUUAAGGAAGGAUCCACGGCUCCAGUUGAAGAAACUUCCGAAUCGUUUGCACCAACUGAGAUGGAAGGAAUUUCCACAGAGAAAUCUUCUUCGGAACCUUCAUCUUCGCCUUCAGUAGAUGAGGCUACAAUUCCAGAAGAAAAAGAAACCGCGCAACCAACGGAAGCUGAAAUCCCACAAGGUUCAACUCCAGAAACUUCGGCAACGGAAAAAGAGACCUCACCGGAAAUAACUGAUGACUCUACUGUAACAAAAUCAGAACCUGAAGGUGACAUAACAAAAGGACCGGAAGAAAUUACCGAAGAGCCAGUCACAAGUGAGAAAGAAUCACCGGAGAUUGGAGUAACAGACAAAACGUCUGAAGAAACUCCGGAACCGGAAAAAAUUACUCCCGACGUUCCCGAGAGUUCAGUAACUGAGGAAACAAAGACUGAGACCGAAUUACCAAGGACUGAGAUUCCCGAAGUUUCUGAAGGAACACCGGAACCGGAAAUUAAAACUCCUGACGUAACGGAAACACCGGAAAAGGAAGUUCCUGAAGUUACUGCAAUUCCAGAAAAGGAAAUUCCGGAAAGUACUUCGAUUCCAGAAAAGGAGGUUCCAGAAAGUACUUCGAUUCCAGAAAAGGAAGUUCCGGAAAGUACUUCGAUUCCAGAAAAGGAGGUUCCAGAAAGUACUUCGAUUCCAGAAAAGGAAGUAACCGAGAAAGAAGUCUCCGAAACUCCAGCUAAAGAGGAACCUACUAUUAAAGAAGGAACCACGUCUCCAGUUGAAGAAACAUCCGAAACGUUUGCUCCAACUGAGGCACAAGGAAUUUCCACAGAGGAAUCGGAAUCAUCUUCCGUGGAUGAGGCAACAAGUUCGUCUGAAGAAAGUGUAACAAAAGAAUCUGAAAGUGAAAUCACCAAAGGACCGGAGGGAAUUACAAAAGAAAGCAGUACCGAAGUGGCAAUGACGCCGGAAAAGGAAAUACAAGUCACCGAUUCGCCCGUUGAGGUCAGUACAGAAGUGGAAAAAGCGACUGAAAUUCCGGAAAUUGUCGAAAAAACGGAAAUUCCAGCAGAACAUGAAACCACUUCCGAACCAAUCAGUGAUAAAACGUCUGAAGUAACGUCAGCUACAGAAUCAGAAACAGUCGCCAGUGAAGCAAUGGAGCCUGGAAUUAGUCAAGAACCUACGGAAUCGGAGACUUCCGAAAAACCAUCAUCAGAAGAACCUGUCACUAUUUCAGUGGGUCCAAAAAUAUCCGAAGGAGCCGAAGCUACUGAACAGUCUGUCGAAUCAAAACCAACUGCUUCUGUUGAAUCUACCGAAAAAACUGAAAUUUCAACCGAAGGUGCCUUGAAUGAAACACCAACAGUUACAGAACAAAAGGAAAGUCAACCCAGUACCGAGGAAUCACAAACAGAAACUAGUAGUCACGAACCACAAGAGCAGGUGACAGUUAAAACACCUCAAACUGAAACUACCGACGAAGGUGAAUUGGAGCAUAUUCCAAGCUCCGAAAUACCAUCACAAGGUGAAGGUCAACUAACAAUAAGUCCCGAUCAAGAAACCGUUGGUCCUGGCUACUUUGAACAAUCGAGUACAUCAACAUCAUCGGAAAGUGGUCAAUAUCCAGAUCAAACAAUGACGGAUGAUUACAAUCCAAAUUUCCCAAUUGACGGUGGUACUCACAUGAUACCCGAUGACUAUGAGACUGAAGACGAUAAGGAAGUUUAUGGUCCUGGUACUUGUCGUUAUGGUGGCAAGGUUUACAUGUCUGCUCAACAAAUACCAAGAGACGAUCCAUGUGAUUUUUGUUUCUGCUUUAGAAGCGAUAUUAUUUGUCUACAACAAAGUUGUCCACCACCAAUUCCAGGAUGUCAUGAGGAGCCUAUUUCUGGCUUCUGUUGUCCAAGGUACGAGUGUCCUGUGUCAAUGGCAAUGACACUUAAUUUAACGACAACUACAACAACAACAACGACGACGCUACCACCACAUUUCCUUUCACAUUCGUAUAAGGGUGCGACUAGGCGGAGUGGCUGUCAAAUAAGAGGUCAAGCCUAUCGAGUUGGGGAAAUCAUCAAAUCAUCCUCUGGACCGUGCCUUCAAUGCACAUGCGGAGGUGAUGGUAAAAUGAAAUGUGAACCAAAGGUUUGCACACCCGAACCAAUGUUAAGGCAAAUGAUUGCAGCUGCAACAGCUCGAAAACGAAGAUGAGCCAUCGAUUGUUGAUUGUGUGAACUCGCUAAUUAAAUUUCAACGUGACGAAACCAAGUGUUGUAUAAAAGUGAACAAAAACAAACAAAAAAAAACAAACAAACAAACAAAUUUAAUUCUAGACUACUUUAAUUUCGCGGAAACAUUUUUUUUAUAGACAUUUAUUAAAAAAAAAAAAAAAAAAAAAUGUGAUCUGCGAAAAUGAACUGAGUGGCCAAAACAUUUAUAUAUUAUAUAUUAUAUGUUAUAUAUACACACAUAUAUAUAUAAAUGAAAAAAUGAAUAUGAGAGUAAGGCGCGUUCCAAGUGCCAAAAUGGAAGAAAUAAUUAAAAAAAAAAAAAAUACGUCUCAAGGACAGUAAUAAUGUCAAUUUUUUUUUCGUGCUGUUAAUAGGGAGCAAUCGAUCUCGACGAAACAAUUAUAUUGAAAAAAAAAAAUAAAAGCGAGGAUGAAAGUGAAAAUAGCGAAACACACGAGACUUAUGACUGUGCCUUUGUUGUUGCCAAAAUAGCAUUAAAAAAAAAAAUGUGACAGCAGCAAUUCUGCCAUAUCAAGUGUCAAAAAAAAAAGUAAAAACAACGUCCUCGGCACAAAUUUCAUCGAAAUUUUUAAAUUUUUAAAUAAAAAAAAAAAAAAAUUCGAAGAGUUAGGUUAGGUAAAUAAUGAAAUGUAACGCACUGCACCAUAAUUUGUAACAUUUAUCAUUUUUGGUACGAUUUAAACCCCAUUUUUUUAAUUGUUACAAUUUAUGGUUUUCUAGGAAAAAAAAAAAAAGAAAGUCUUCUUAUUGACACUACAACGAGGGCACAAAUCCUCGCUCAACAACUUAUGACAAAAAAAAAAAAUGAAAAUCUCUUUUUUAUUAAUUUUUUAUAUUCAAAAUAUAAAAGCUAAUAAUAAAGAGAAAUUUCAGAGCUGGAAUUUACUUUUUUUAAUUUUCUAUUACAAUUUUCAAAUUUCAAAACUGUUUUUGAGCUGAGCAACGAAAGUCUCAGAAAAUUUUUUUUAUUUUUUUUUUUCUGAAAAUUGUGAAGAAAAUUGGGGGGAGGGGAAAGUAUGGUAAUAAUUACUAUACUAGUGUAAUUGCUAACAGUGGCAAUUAUUGCUGUAUGAAAAAAAAAAUUUUUUUUAAAGUGCGAUAUUGUACCAGCUCUGAUAGAACUUUUUUUUUUUACUCGUAUAUAUAUAUAUAUAUUUAUAAGAGUUAGUGUAUAAGACUAUUUACGCGCAUUAGAAUUUUCUUGUGGAAAAUGACACUAGAUAUUUGACCACACGUGCCACCUUUAUAGAUCCAGACUCCGGUGUAUUUAUAUAUAUUUAUGUAUCGAUCGGUGUUGACUCAAAAAAAAAAUAAAUAAAUAAAUAAAUAAAAAAAAAAAAAAAAACAGUGAGGAGAUGAGAGAAGAGAGAAAAAAAAAAAAAAAAUUAAAAAAAAAAAAAAAAAAAAACCUUCGGAACGUAAGCGCAAA
Molecule: messenger RNA, 10131 nt
Organism: Leptopilina boulardi
Lineage: Eukaryota; Metazoa; Arthropoda; Insecta; Hymenoptera; Figitidae
Product: titin homolog
Exons: 7
Coding region: 388-8661 (2757 amino acids)
Molecular function (GO): protein binding
Source: RefSeq, a predicted model, not a curated record